Triticum turgidum subsp. durum (durum wheat) is the source of this 1038-nucleotide messenger RNA. Lineage: Eukaryota; Viridiplantae; Streptophyta; Magnoliopsida; Poales; Poaceae. The record is from the annotation of a GenBank genome assembly.
AUGGACGCCGCCGCCGCCGCCGUCACCACCCUCUCCGCGCUCGCCGUCUUCGCCAGCACGCUCCACCAAGGCGCCGUGCGGAGCGUGCACGGGUACAGGGUCGUCGCGAUGGGAGGGAGGUGCGCGUGGGACCGGUGGGUGGAGCGGGAGUUCGCCUUCUCCCCCACCUCCUGCCGCGAGGUCCCGCUCCCCGCCGCCGCGCCGCGGAUACUCCCGGUCGAGUGGCGCGGCCGCCCGGCGUACCGCGAGGGCCAGGUGCUGGGCGCCUGGCGCUGCGUCCUGGCCUUCGAUUCCAUCGCCGCCGUGCCGCUGCCGCCCACGCCUCCCCCGAUGCUCUGCCCCUUCCGGAACCCGGGGCUGGUGUGCGUGCCUUCGCUGUACAACGACCUGUACAUGGUGUAUCAGUUUCAGAAAUUUCAACAGGCCCCGGAGCUCGUCAAACGUGAUUCGGAUGAGAAAUCGACCCGUUUGGAAGCAGAUGAUAAAACUUCUGAUGUCGAAGUUAAAGAAGAGUCAGGGUCUGAUUCUGAUGAGGAUCCCCAAUCUGGUGAAGAACUUCCAGCACAUGUUGAGAGACGCCGGAGAGCCAAGAAGCAGCACAUAGCUAGCAUCACUCUAGCUGACAUAGCCCCGUACUUCCAUCUUCCAAUCAGAGAAGCAUCCAGGGCUCUGAAGAUCGGAGUCAGCAUACUGAAGCAGAAAUGCAGGCAAUACGGGAUACCCCGCUGGCCUCACAGGAAGAUCAAGUCCCUCGAUUCACUGAUUAGUGAUCUGGAGUUUGUGAUGGACGACACAGAUGGAGAUGUUGUGCAGAAGGAGACUCGCAGGCAGAGGGAGAAGGAGAGGGAGAAGGAGAAGGAGAAGGAGAAGGAGAAGCAGGAGGCGAUCCAAGCGCUGGCUAAGCGGAAGCGGUUGCUGGAGAGCGAGAAGGAGAUCAUCCAGCAGAAGCCUGCCCUGGACCUGAUGGCUGAAACCAAGCUGUUUAGGGAGGACGUUUUCAAGAGGAGAUACAGAGCUAAAAGAUUGCCCGGUCAAUGA